AUGGCGUUGAGAGGCGCGGCGGGGAGCCCCGUCCCCGUGGAGAAGAUGAGCUUGGAGCAGCUGAAGGUCAUCAAGGAGCAGUCGGAUCUGGAGGUCAAUCUGCUGCAGGACAGCCUCAACAAGAUCAGGACGGCUGCCACUCGGCUCGAGAUUGCCUCCAACGCCCUUCAGGACCUCUCCCUUCGUCCACAAGGCAUCUGCUCGUCUCUCUGUUUCUCUCUGUGAAUCUGUCUCGAUCUCUUCAUCGCCCUCCAAUGUCUGCUCGACGGAUUAUUAUUUCCGUCUAACUCAUCGGGGGGUGUUGUUUUCCUGUUCUUUGCGUGUGCAGGGAAGAAGAUGCUUGUGCCGCUCACGGCUUCACUCUACGUCCCUGGCACGCUUGACGACGCGAACAAGGUCCUGGUCGACGUCGGCACCGGCUACUUCAUAGAGGUUUCUUUUCAUUCUCUUCAGUCUAUGUCCUCGGCAUGUCAGGCCUCCUUCGAUUGGAUCCACACUUGACGGGUAGAGCAUGGUGGCUCUGCUAGUCGCUGUCGCGUUGUUGCAUUCUUAUCACGGUGCCUAGUCAUUCUAUGAUUUGACGACCGAUUUCACGGGUAUGCAGAAUACUGCGCACCCGAAUCUUAUUUUAGGGGUGCUGGCGAGGGUCAGGGUGUGUUGUUGGUAGGUUUUUUUGUACUCUGUAAUUGACACAAUGACUAAGCAUACUUCGCCUAAUUGAACCAUUACCUGAAAAUUCGUCUAUGACCAGGCUUCUGAAUUAGUUCAUGUAGGAAGCAUGUUUUGGGAGAAUUUUAGGUCGUUACAAUCAUUUUCAUUGCUGUUACUGUUUAUAUUACCGUUAUUCUCUACGAAUAUUGACAUAUCAAAUAUUAAUCGGCACUAAUGGUAAUUAACUACGUUCCCUCAGGUAAUAAGGCAGAGUUGCCUUAUUCUCGAUUAUAUAUAGUUCCGUAAUUCGUUCAGAGUUGGUUUAUUCGCUUGUCUAUCAGCCGCAUCACGGUGCUAUAGUUUUCUUCAAAGCCGAGUCAUUCUCAUACACUGCGUAGGAAAUUCCAGAAUAACUAAAGAAAACGGCAUUUGUUCUCAACAGGUCUGUGUCCCAUGGUUCCCGUUUAUGGUCUCCUGAACAAAAUUAUAUAGUCGUGCUGUGCAUAUUUUGGGACUCUGGACAUAACUCAUUUGUGCUAGCAGAUGUCUUAAGAUGUGCAGUGCAGGGACAGAGAAGGGCUGGCAUUCAAUAUAUAUAUGUGCUUUCUUUUUUCUUCUUUCUUGGGGAAAUGUGACAGGAAAGCAUCACGAUUGGUAUGCUAAAUGCACUAACAUGGCUCCUACGAUGAAGAGAGUAGGUUUUGUGCUUGAGUAUUAGCCACCACAGAAGUGAGUCAAAUUUGGACCUGUUCUAUCCCACACAAUGAACUCAAGAAAAGCUAAAGAAAAUGGAAUCAAUACUUUCUUCAAUGUAUAACUUUUGUUUUCAUUUCUAGUUUUGUGGAACGUUGAAGAGUUUUGAUGCUUGGACGAUUUCAUCAAUUCAUAUUUUACAUGCUUAUCAGAUGUUAUGCUGUUUUGAAAUGUGCACUUGUGGACUUUAUUUGUGGAAGAAGAACAACCUUGUUGAGAAGAAAAUACUUUCAUUAUAAAGAAAAUAUGUAAAAUAUUUCAUCAUUUCUCAUCUCUUAGUUUUUCUAUAAUCUUGAUAUUAGUUAUCGAUUCUGUUUCCUCAAUCAUUUCGUGGAGCAGAAAACAAUGGCUGAAGGCAAAGAUUACUGUGAACGGAAAAUCAACCUGCUAAAGUCAAAUUAUGAUGAACUUGUAGAGGUAUGUAUCCAAGCACGAGACCAUAUUAUGCUUUCAGUUUCCUUUCUCUGAUACCGUAGCUUUCCUUGAGAUUGAAUAAUCUGUAUAUUCCUCUCUCUGGAGGAACUAAUAUUGCAAGAUAUCGUGCUUCUGUGUAUGGACAAGUAACUAAAUGCGUCAAUUUAUUUUGUCACAAGCAUCGAAGCUUGGUUUUGCCUUGAACAUGGUGCAAUGGCCAAGUACCUGAGCCCCAUAUGUAGCUACUGAUGCUAGUGGGCCCAUUUUAUGAUAUAUCUACUCGGCAUCGCAGCAUUCACUUCAUGAAUUAUGUGAAAAUUAGAGAGAGAGAGAGAGAGAGAGAGAGAGAGAGAGAGAGAGAGACACACACACACACACACACACACACACACAGAGACAGAGAGAGAGAGAUCAACAUGGUUGACUCUCGUAUGAUCCCCUUUUCAUUCCACAUCAACAUAAUUCAGGUUUGGUGGCAGCUCCUUUCUGCCGGGUGGGCAAGAACUAACCAAGAAGGGCAAUAAUUUUUAGCCUUCGUCAAGGACCAGGCCCUCCAUUUUUGCAGGAACGCUGUUCACUUCGCUCUCAUUCCCUUUCAUUUAUCUAAUGUUCUUCUGGUUCGCAUACAUUCUCCUCUCCCUCAACGGCUUCGCGUUCUUCGCAGGUGGCUUCCAAGAAGAAGGCCGUGGCCGAUGAAGUCGGGGCACUGCUGCAAGCGAGGUUCAGGCAAGCGUCCACACCACCCUGA
Spirodela intermedia is the source of this 2566-nucleotide messenger RNA. The record is from the annotation of a GenBank genome assembly. NCBI's taxonomy places the organism in Eukaryota, Viridiplantae, Streptophyta, Magnoliopsida, Alismatales, Araceae.